Messenger RNA from Nicotiana attenuata, 873 nucleotides. RefSeq lists its product as uncharacterized. The transcript is spliced from 3 exons. Bases 1 to 873 code for a protein of 290 amino acids. The record is from RefSeq and is a predicted model, not a curated record. Lineage: Eukaryota; Viridiplantae; Streptophyta; Magnoliopsida; Solanales; Solanaceae.
AUGAGGUUACCUAGAAAUGGAAGAGCAUUAGAAGAAGUUCCAACGAAAAAGAAGUAUACAGCUAGUCCUGAAGGAGGAUUAGGUCCCAAGCCAGUUGAGGAGAAUGAGAAAGAGAGCAAGGGAUUAGAGCCAGUAAUUGUGACAAGGCCACCACCUCCGUUUCCACAACGGCUGCAGAAGCAAAAAGAUGAUGCUAAGUACAAGAAAUUCUUAGAUAUUUUGAGCCAAGUGCGUGUGAAUUUUCCUUUGGUGGAAAUUUUGCAGGAAGUGCCUAAGUAUGCGAGUUUCACAAUUCCUUUGUCUCUUGGAAAACAAGAAGUAGGUAGAGCCUUGCGUGAUUUGGGGGCUAGUAUAAAUUUGAUGCCAUCCUCUUUGUUCAAGAAACUCGGAUUGGGGGUGCUUAGACCUACUACAAUCACUUUACAGUUAGCAGAUAGGUCACUAGUUAUGCCAGAAGGAAUUAUUGAGGAUGUGUUAAUUCGAGUGGGAAAGUUUAUUCUUCCUGCUGAUUUUAUUGUGCUUGAUUACGAGGCAGAUGAGGAAGUGCCCAUUAUUUUGGGGCGACCAUUCUUAGCUACUGGUGGAGCGAUUAUUGAUGUGAGGGCAGGGAAGUUAAAGAUGAGAGUUGACGAUGAGGAAGUCACUUUUAAUAUGUACAAGGCACUUAAGCUCCCUAAGCAUUAUGAGGACUUGUGCAUGAUUACUGUGGUAGAAUCGAAGGGGAUAGAGCAUAGUCCUUAUGUGAAUUGUAGUGAUCCAGAUGGGAUAAAUGAGUUAGAGGAGGUGGUGUUUCAAGCUGAGUGUGUAAAGAUGAUUGAGAAAAGAGCCAGAGAUGAAAGAGGAGACCCUCUAAGAGCAGUAGGGGAAGAUUGA